This is a messenger RNA of Aspergillus wentii DTO 134E9, 1555 nucleotides long. Its product is annotated as glutamate 5-kinase. Gene Ontology annotation, cellular component: cytosol; cytoplasm. Gene Ontology annotation, molecular function: RNA binding; glutamate 5-kinase activity; ATP binding. The transcript is spliced from 5 exons. Bases 126 to 1385 code for a protein of 419 amino acids. The record is from RefSeq and is a predicted model, not a curated record. Lineage: Eukaryota; Fungi; Ascomycota; Eurotiomycetes; Eurotiales; Aspergillaceae.
ACUUUGACAGGUUUGACUGCACACAAGAGCAGGAAUUCUGUGGUGGAGAGUUGUAUUCUGCUCAGUGUACCUUAUUAUAUGGGAAUUUUUGCUUUCUAGUAAUCCACAUCAAUCAAUUUCACAUCAUGAAGGAUUCUCAGAGACUCACAAUCGUUAUCAAACUCGGAACAAGUUCCAUCGUUGACGAAAACACACACGAGCCCAUCCUGUCGAUCUUAACUUUAAUUGUUGAAACUGCGGCCAGGCUUCAUCGAGAUGGUCACAAUGUUGUCCUUGUUUCUUCGGGCGCUGUCGGUGUAGGGCUACGGCGAAUGGAUAUAGAUGAGAGGCCGAAACACCUACCUCGCAUACAGGCGCUGGCAGCUGUCGGGCAGUGCCGGCUUAUGAGUUUGUGGGAUGGUCUGUUUUCACAUCUCCGUCUUCCUGUCGCACAAAUUCUCUUGACGAGAAACGAUAUCGCAGAUAGAACCCAAUACAUCAAUGCGCAAAACACCUUCUCGCAGCUUUUCGACAUGGGGGUGAUCCCUAUAGUCAAUGAGAACGACACAUUGGCAGUUUCAGAAAUUAAAUUCGGCGACAAUGACACAUUAUCUGCCAUCACAGCUGCCAUGGUCAAAGCUGACUAUUUGUUUCUAAUGACGGAUGUUGACUGCCUGUACACUGCUAACCCACGAACCAACCCUGAUGCACGACCUAUUGAGGUAGUUUCGGACAUCUCUUCUUUGGAAGCUGAUGUAUCGUCUGCUGGUUCGUCCCUGGGAACUGGGGGUAUGAGCACUAAGAUUGUGGCUGCAAAGUUGGGGACUAGUGCUGGCGUGACAACUAUUAUUACCAAGAGUUCGAAGCCAGGAAACGUCCACGACAUCGUGAAGUAUCUCCAAAACAUCGCUGAGAACUCUUCAAUGCGCGCAUCAGCGACUGAUGAAGCUGCACCGCCACCAUCAAUGUCACCCCCCCUUCAUACACGCUUUCUCCCUUCAGAAAGUCCAAUCCAAUCUCGAUCUUUCUGGCUGCUUCAUGGACUGAAGCCCCGCGGAACCAUAUUUAUCGACCAUGGUGCAUACAAUGCGCUUCAGACCAAAGCUGGCUUGUUACCAGCUGGCGUGGUUGGUGUUGAUGGACACUUUGCACAACAAGAAGCCGUUCGACUGGUUGUGGUUGAAAGGAUUUCUCCGUCUUCUCUUAACGGCGAUUUCCUUCACCAUGGACAGGAGCCGAAAGAAGUUGGGCGGGCUCUUGUCAAUUACGGCAGCAUCGAAGUUGCUCGCAUCAAAGGGCACAGAAGUACCCAGAUACAAUCCCUUUUAGGAUAUGCCGAUAGUGAAUAUGUUGCUUUCCGGGAAAACAUAUCCUUCUUUCGCCCUGACGAUUCCCCGCGAUGGUAAACCAAGUGGUUCACCCAGCGGCUAUGCUCGAUUGACUUAAAUAGAUACGGACCAACCCAACUUUGCAUUUCUACCCAUUCCGCACGAUGAUACGCAUUUUCUUUCUUUACUUUUUUCUCUCAAUAAAUCACAUUGGAGAAUGGAUAUAUAUAUACACAAGUUCUGCCGCU